AUGUUUACGAUUCAAUUUUACACGUCUGCACCCGGAGGUGUACCCCCAUUCCCGAGUCAAGGGUUUAAUCUGCUGGACGAUAUGGUGGACUCCAUCGUCAAGAACAAUCCCAAAGGGUGGGACUAUGGCGCCUAUACAAAUUACAUUGAUGAUAAACUUCAAAACUGGCAAAACCUGUAUUACGCCUCUCAUUAUCCCAAGCUUAGGAGUUUAAAAGAUAAAUACGAUCCUCAUGACACUUUCGAAUUCCCGCUUUCCAUUCAGGAGUAG
Molecule: messenger RNA, 270 nt
Organism: Psilocybe cubensis
Lineage: Eukaryota; Fungi; Basidiomycota; Agaricomycetes; Agaricales; Agrocybaceae
Exons: 3
Coding region: 1-270 (89 amino acids)
Molecular function (GO): oxidoreductase activity; flavin adenine dinucleotide binding
Source: RefSeq, a predicted model, not a curated record